GGGAGGGAAGAGGGAGAGGGAAGGAAGGAAGGAGAGAAGGAAAGAAGGAAAGAGUGGGUAGAGGAGGAAGGACCUGCUCUUCUCUUCCCUUCUUCUCUUCUUUCCUCGCUGUCUCCUUUGCGGUGCUUUCGAGAUGGGGUGCAAAGGGAGCGCCUCUGGCUGAUUUCGGGCCCUUUGCUGGGUUUCCUCGGAAGGCGGCUGAAGAAGAGAAGAAAGAAAGGAGAAGAGAGAAGAGGAGGCGCGCUCCUUCUUGCCUUUCUUUCUUUCCUUCCGUGGGGUUGGGGUCCCCAUGGCGCUGAGCUCGCGGGCCCACGCCUUCUCGGUGGACGCCUUGCUGGUGGGCAGCCGUGGGGCCAAGCGGAAGGGCGUGGAUCUCCGGGAGGAAGGGGAAGAGGAAGAGGAAGAAGAAGAAGAGGAAGAGGAGGAAGAAGAAGCAGCGCGCCCGGCUCUCAAAGCAGCCUUCUUCAGGAAAAGCCAGGCGCCGGAGAAGAAAUCGAAAGGGGAAAGGGCUUUGCCUCUCUCCGAAGAGAAAAGAGACCUCCAAGUGGAUUUGCAAGGAUCCGAAUUAUGGAAACGCUUCCACGACAUUGGCACCGAGAUGAUCAUCACCAAGGCCGGCCGGAGGAUGUUUCCUUCUGUUCGGGUCAAAGUGAAAGGUCUGGAUCCAGUGAAACAAUACUACAUUGCUAUCGACAUAGUGCCCGUUGACUCCAAAAGAUACAGGUAUGUCUACCACAGCUCCCAGUGGAUGGUGGCUGGGAACACUGACCACUCCUGCAUCACACCUCGCCUAUACAUCCACCCAGACUCCCCCUGCUCCGGAGAGACCUGGAUGAGGCAGAUUAUCAGCUUCGACAGGGUUAAGCUGACCAACAAUGAGAUGGAUGACAAAGGGCAUAUAAUUCUGCAAUCUAUGCAUAAAUACAAGCCCCGGGUCCACGUGAUUGUCCAGGACUCUCGAUUCGAUCUCUCCCAGAUCCAGUCUUUGCCAGCCACAGGGGUUCAGACCUUUUCAUUUAAGGAAACAGAAUUCACCACAGUCACUGCCUACCAAAACCAGCAGAUAACAAAACUCAAGAUAGACCGGAAUCCCUUUGCAAAAGGAUUCAGAGACCCUGGAAGAAACAGAGGAGUCUUGGAUGGACUUCUGGAAUCAUAUCCAUGGAGACCAUCACUUACUCUGGAUUUUAAGUCCUUCGGUGCAGAUAGUCAAGGUGGAAGCCCUGGCUCUUCCCCUGUGACACCCACUGGAGGCACUCCAUCUCCCCUCAGCGCUCUCCUUUCCUCUUCCUGUUCUCCUCCGGCAUUCCAUCUCUCCGCAGCCAGCCUUGGCGUCUCCUGCCCCGACUCCUACUUCCAUCAUUUUGGCUUGCCUCUCUGCUACAAGAUUUGUCCAGCCAGCCUCUUGAGACAACAGUCGCUGAUGUUCCCAAGCCACCACAAGCUGGGCAACACCAGCAGCCCUUCUCUUUUGCCACACUUCAUGGUGGAGGUGCCCACGUUGUCUUCUCUGAGCAUAGCCAACGUCAAAAGUGGCAAAGCGGACGACUUAAGCAGACCAAGUUCCCAAGGGCCCGGCACUGCAAGCCAUAUGUUGUAUGGUUUACACACACCUGGGAACAUUUUGUCGUCAGGUCCUGUUGCCCAAGAAGCUCUGAACUGUGCUUUACAUCCUCCGUAUGGCUUCUAUGGGUACAACUUCUCGAUGCCUUCUAGACUGAUGAAUUCAGCGAGUCACUUCAAAGUCAACAACAGCAUCCCGUCCUCAUUCCGAGAAAGCAGGUGUAGCCAUGCUCCAUGGUCUUCCACAAGUAACCACUGCCUUUAGUGGCCAUGGCUUGGACCUUUCACAAAGGCCCAGUGGAUUGAUAGCUAAGGAACAUUCAUAAUAUGAAGGACUAGGCACUUCAUGCAGUCAUGCCGGCCACAUGACCUUGGAGGUGUCUAUGGACAAUGCCGGCUCUUCGGCUUAGAAAUGAAGAUGAGCACCAACCCCCAGAGUCGGACACGGCUGGACUUAAUGUCAGGGGAAACCUUUACCUUUACCUAGACAAAAGAGCUUUCCCAACUUAUCCAUUUUGUAUCCAUGUUGAUGACAUAGUAUGCAACAGUUGCCAUUCUUUCCACUUGCAAAAUUAAUGGGUUCCCCCACUCCUAUAACCCAAGUGUCCUGAUAGUUUCCAUGUCAAUGAACCUGCUAUGAGUUUCCAUUUGAAUUUUUAAGAAGCCCUCCAAUGUACCAAAAACCAUGAGGAGUAGCAAUGGUGAAUGGCAAAAUCAGGACAUGAUCCUCAUAGGAAGGAUCCUUCCUGUGAAGUUUUCCUUCAGUCUUCAAAUUUCUAGUUUUACAGAGAAUGAAGCUUUGUAAAUCAUUCAUUCCUAUGACUCUUCUAUUUUCUGUGUCCUCAUUCCUUGGUCAUUUCCCCUGAUCCUUUUCUUUGAAUGCCUAAACUCUUAUUUCUAAAGGUUCUGUCAUGCUAGAUCUUUGGGGACUGAAGGACAAUAUCAUGGGGUAAACCCCACAUUUUAAUCCUUCACAGCCACAUCCCUGAUGUAACCUUUCCUUUGAAGAGGCUUAUCAUCUCCUGGGUAGUACUUUUAAUGUUCAGACUCAUCACCCUGGUGAUAAUGGACUCCAUUAGCUCCACAGAUGUGUGUUUACACCCAUUCAGACCACCCCUGGAAUAUUAAGGAAACUCUGGAGAAGAGACAGAAAUGUUCAGAAGGAGUUUGUGCAGAGAAAGGGGAAGUCCUAUUACAUGAGCAGAAAUAUGCUAAUAUGAAACAUUCAUUGUAGCCAUGUGUGUAGUUUUGUGCAUGUAUGUGUUCAGGAUUUUGCCAAAUGUGCUUUUGGAGAUUCAAAGCUCUUUCACAUAUUCUUGGGAAAAGAAUUCCUCACUAGCAGACGAAGAGCAGCAACAGGAGGCUCUCCAUGCAUAUACACCAGCACUACUUUGUGUCCACCAUCAUGCCUGAGACAUGGCAUUGUUCUAUGGCAUUGAAGCUGGCAUCUUUUUAAUGGCAUGUGGAGACACUGAUCCAUUCCUCUGCAAAGACUAGUUUCCCCAUGUUACUGCAAUAGCUGCUCCUUGUGGUCACUCUUUUGCUAGUAGAGAGGAUGGGAGAAGCAUCUGGCUAUGGUCCCAUAGCCAGAUGCACAAUUAUGACAUCACCUGCUGAGAACUCUGUAGUCAUCCGUCUCAGUGGAUGAUGCAAUCAUUCUGUGUCUGGCUAUGUUUACACCAAACACUAGGCCUGCUUAUUAUGUGAGCCGCUCAAACGUGGUUUGUUUAUAUGUGAAGAAGUUUUCAUAACAUGAAAUACCUCUGGAGGACCUUAUGAUGCCUAGAGAACAGUUCUUUUGAGGCCUCCAGCACCAUUUUAUGCCCAACUUUCACCAAAAGUUGCACCGGCUUGAAGUUGACCACAGAAUUGCACUGGAGGUCUAGAUCAGCAGUUCUCAACCUGGGGGUCGCGACCCCUAGGGGGGUCAAUCGGCCACUUGAAAGGGGUAGCGCUGCCACCUCCUUCAGCCCCACAUCCUCUGCCUCCCUGGAAUGGCCUUUCCAAAAAUGGAACAAGGAUUGGGGAUAAAGCUUCAGUGGAGAGACUUUUUCCUUUGAUAACCCUUUUAGGAGUGAACUUCCCUUGUCUCAGACCCAUUCUUAACUAGGAGUCAUUUGUACCUCAGGAACAGCCUGUAGUCUGAAGAACAAUAUUGUCACAUAAAAUAAUGAAAAUAAUUUUAUGGUUCGGGGUCACCACAACAUGAGGAACUGUAUUAAAGGGUCGUGGCAUUAGAAAGGUUGAGAACCACUGGUCUAGAGAGAGCACUUCUCUAACCAUCAGGAAGUCUUCCUAUACAAUUCUAUGGUUUCUUUGUUUAUUUCAAGCAAAAAAAAUAGGGUUCUAGUAUAUACCCCAAAAUCAUAUUACAUGAAAGUCCUAGAAUAGAUCCUUUGCAUAUCACACAGACCUACUGGACAUUGGUAUGCUUCUCCGGACGUUUCGGCAGGCGAUGCAGCCAUUCUCUGAUUUCCCUAAUCAGUGGUUACUGGAACUAACACUGAGUUGAGAGGAUUGUUGGGAACAGUGUAGGUCCACAUGCACAUACAGAACUGUUAUGUUGCAUACAUGUGCCAUACACGAAAUCAGCCUCCGUAUGACAGUGAACUGGAGUGAAAGGAUAAUCUCCCAGCCCCAAAUGGGCAGUGUAAAUGAUAUAGUGAUAUAUAUCACACAAAUAUUCUUUUUGGGGCAUGGCCAGGCUU
This is a messenger RNA of Anolis sagrei ordinatus, 4271 nucleotides long. It is a transcript of the gene TBX22, whose product is annotated as T-box transcription factor 22. Gene Ontology annotation, biological process: positive regulation of DNA-templated transcription; cell fate specification; regulation of transcription by RNA polymerase II. Gene Ontology annotation, cellular component: nucleus. The record is from RefSeq and is a predicted model, not a curated record. Lineage: Eukaryota; Metazoa; Chordata; Lepidosauria; Squamata; Anolidae. Gene Ontology annotation, molecular function: DNA-binding transcription factor activity, RNA polymerase II-specific; RNA polymerase II cis-regulatory region sequence-specific DNA binding.